Messenger RNA from Cyprinodon variegatus (sheepshead minnow), 828 nucleotides. RefSeq names its product vesicle transport protein GOT1B-like. The coding region runs from base 1 to 315 and encodes 104 amino acids. Gene Ontology annotation, biological process: endoplasmic reticulum to Golgi vesicle-mediated transport; retrograde transport, endosome to Golgi. The record is from RefSeq and is a predicted model, not a curated record. Gene Ontology annotation, cellular component: endoplasmic reticulum; membrane. NCBI's taxonomy places the organism in Eukaryota, Metazoa, Chordata, Actinopteri, Cyprinodontiformes, Cyprinodontidae. The transcript is spliced from 4 exons.
AUGAGUCACCCCAAGAUCUUGUUCGUCGCUGGUCUGGCUUUCGUCAUCGGGUUGGAGCGGACGUUCCGCUUCUUCUUUCAGAAGCAUAAGUUGAAGGCCACCAGUUUCUUCCUGGGAGGAGUGCUUGUUGUUCUUAUUGGCUGGCCUAUCGUUGGAGUCGUGCUGGAGGUCUAUGGGUUUUUUCUGCUCUUCAGGGGCUUCUUCCCGGUUGUUGUUGGCUUCAUCAGAAGAAUACCGGUUCUGGGUUCGAUCCUGAACCUGCCCUUCAUCAGUGCAUAUGUGGACAGAGCAAGCGAGAGCAACACGAUGGUAUAACCCGGACUUUUUCUACCCGGUUGAACUUCAGCAGGUUUUCUAAUCCUCUCCCACGUUACCCUGAAUUGAAAGUGGCUGUAAUUCAGAUUUUUCACUCGAGCCAACAAAGACUGCUUCCUUUUUUAAUACCACCGAGUAUUUCCAGCACUCACCAGUCUUUAAAGGAUCGAGUAACUAAAACCCAACAAUAUCACCAUAAAUACUUUGGUUCCUCCCCUCCUGUUUCCUGACUUUUCUUUGAAAAUGUUGGAGGUAGACCCUAUUUGCCUUAUUGAUCCACCAAACUACAGGACGUCUGAACAUGGAGGAAAAGCGGGACUUGAGUUUGCCAAAUUUGAUUUCUGUGCCAUAGAUUAUCUUCCAACAGAUAUAUUUUUGUUGUUUUGUUAUUUUUCUCAUUGCAUUAAAUCUAUCACCAUUGUACUGUUUCUCCAUUUAAACUUUCUGUUGUUUAAUUUGUUUUAAGUCUGGGCUGCCUAUUACAGCUUGAGGAUAAAUUAUUUUUUUAACGGC